UAUAUUGUUGACACGGAUUUACCUGUACGGUGGGGAUAGCGCUCAAGUUGUCUCUAAAUUCUACAGCUUGAACUGUCAUUUUAUUGUCGUGGACAUGUCCUUUUUGUUUCAGAGUAUCAAAGAGUGAAUUUGCUAAAGGGGAAAAAUAAGUUUCCUCGUAAACUGAACUCAUUAGACGGUAUACAGAACUGUAAUUUGUGAUUACUCUCCUGCCACGUGUAACUGCAUUAUAUAAUUUCGAAAUGUAGUUCUUUUUGCUGCCACUCAUCGUUCUUCCAUUUGAGACACUAAGUGGUUGCUUUUUGUCUAGUAAUUGAGGUCCCAUCCUAGUUCUAAUGAACGACUCUGGCAUGUGUCACACCUCAAGCUUCAAACUUUGGGUCAAGUUAGAUUAAUUUCGGGUAAACUUUUAAAGUUCUUUUAGAAAUUUCGAGAAAAUGCAACCAAUGAACCUAAAAUUUGCCCACAAUUUCUGGGAGCUGUAAUUUUCCCCUGACGAGGCUUAUAUACUCAGCCUAUAUUUUUCCUAGUUUUGAUUAACAGCUUGUUUUUUUCUGCAUUGUUGCAUUGUGAAGUUUACAAAAGUCAAUCACAUUUAGCUAGAGAAACAAUGGAAUUUGAAAGAAUUUACUAGUUAGGAACCGUGGACACAACAAAAGCCAAUUAUUAGUUCCCAGAAGUAGCGUUCGUGUUUCUGAUGUUGGGCGUCUCGAAAACACUCUCGGGUGUUACAGGACAACCGAGUGAGCGACGCUGAGGUUAUACGUAGGGUCCUAGGAGAAGAUGGGAAGUCAGUUGGCGAGGCAAUAUAUGUUCACCGAUUGAGGUCUUCCCGGUGUGUGUUGCGUGUAACCAACCCACACCGACCUCGUCGUUCAAUUUUGGCGAAUUUAGGAGUAACUUAGGAAAAGGUCAGGGGCAGCUAAACAAUGUCUGGGGUCAAUUUAUGAUAUCUCUAGCUGUUGUUUUGGACUGUGUAGGUGCAGACUACCUGGUUGGCAUCCGCACGAUAAUGCCAAACACUGGUUAUAGAUGUCGGGUGAUAUGGCUCAGAUGCAGGUGUUGUAUGUUAGUGUUUCGCCACACAUACCUCUUCACCGUCUUUUUAAGCCAGAGUCCCAAUGUUUAUUAUGACUAGACCACUGAGAAGACAAAGUAGAGUUACGAGACUGUGUGCAUAGAAAUAGCAACAUGUUUUAGAAUUCUUAGCAAUAAGUAUUCCUAUUAUUUAGUGAAUUAGUAAUGGUGUGGUCUGCCUUAAAGUUCGCGUUUUACGAAACGCAUUCUGAUUAACAAACUGCUUCACAGUUCGUUUUGGUUUACUUCACACUGCGAAACGUGACCAUUAAGGGUAGAGGAUACUCGUAAGUUAAUAGUACUUGACCACAGAUGUCUUGGAAACAUUUCUCGCAUCAGCUGGCAUCACCGGGUAAGUAAUAGUGAGGUUUGACGCAGGGUAUUAGGGAAUGAUAGUAAGUCAGUUGAUGAGGUUUCGAAUCUUCGUUGACUGAGAUGGUCGCAUGCCCAACCACCGAUAACCACGACGCGCAAUGCUGACUAGUGUUGGAGACGGAAGAAAGUUAGGGACGGCCAAACCAAAACGUGGCAUCAGUCCAUGAAGUCACUAACUUCUAGUCUGAGCCAUGUUGGUAGAUGCAAACUACUUGGCUGGGGUCUGCAUGACCAUCGUAACCAAUGGUUGGCGACUCUGUAUGACAUGGUUCAGAAUAGAUCACAAUGGCAUCAGCAUAUACACUCUUUGUCUUCCCUUAAACCUUGAGAUUAAAAUUGCUUUAUAUCUGUCUUUCUUCCCGUACUAUAUCUUUAUAGACAAUCUUUCUUUUAUAUAUUACCACUAUAAAAUUAACUAUGAAUUCGGUGUUCAUCUUGUUGUGCUAAUGAGAUUAUGGCACCUUGGACCGAUGCAUAUAUGUGCCUGAUCCUACGUUGUAGCUGACUCACUCCUCCCUUCUCUGAAGUGAACUAUCACCAUCAAAUGUUUCUUUGUAGUCAACCUUACUAAAGGGUUUGGACUUUAAUGGGUUUGAUGUCCAUUCGUCUAUGAAAUUGAAAUGUUUGUUGACUGUGUAUUCAGGUUUAUCCAGCUAAAUCAUAAAUUCAACAUUAUGUUGUUCAUACAUCCGUACAUAGAAAUGUAUCGAAUGGAAGUUAUAUUCACUGUCGACAUGUCUUAUCCCAGAGAUAUAUUAGCUAUAGUGGCGUUUUCUUUAUGAAUUAUUUUCGUUUGAUGUAAAAUUAGAAAACGAAACAAGCUACAAAAUACUAGUCUUAACAAUCUAUUGGUUAGUUCUUUGAUGUAACAUUCACUAGGAAUAAAGAUUCACAAACAGAAUGAUCAAAAGGUAAGGUUUUUAAGCGAAAGAACAUUGAUUACAUUUGCCUCAUAAUCGCUGUUUUUGCUUAAGAUAAGUCCUCAGAAAGAUAGCAUAAGUUUAACUGAAUCAAGCAUUUGCAUAAGAAAAGAUAACUGUUUAAAAGUGUUUUUUAGGUAUAUUCAAAUAGCUGGAAAAGAACGAGUUGUUCCCAUCAGGUGAUAAAGAACCUUGUUCUCGGCAGUCACUUUUUCAAUUUUAUUGAUAUAAUCAUUCCAUUGAAACUGAUAAUUGUAACGUUUCAUUUAGAAAGUAAUAUGCGGAGAUCUGCAGCACCAAGUCGUACUAGUCAGUCUCAAGAUCUGUCGAUAAAUCCCAACCCCGUAAAAACGACUGAGUACAGGUCAGUUUUACACUGCUCCUCAAGUCCUAAAAUGAACAAUAUGCCUACAAACUCUGAUUUGUCUCAUGCUACGAAAUGUUCCAGUUAUUUCGAGGCUGUAUAUGCUAAAGCGUCGAAUAAAAAGCAUAAAAGGUGGGAAGGUGAUGGUAAACAGCCACCAAUCUUGUUUAUCUCUACGUAAUUUUUUAGGUUUUGUAGAGGUCGAAGGUCGACUAAUAAAACUUAUCAAUGAAGAUUUGAAAGUAAUAGCAUCUGCUUCUGGUCAUAAAUUAGCAUUUUUAAAUGAAGUCGAUAUUGGUUCGGUUGUCCAUAUUGGGUCUUAUGAGGCAGAGCUUAUUUCACUGAUAGAGAAGCCACAGUUAGUCAAUCUUUCCUCAAAGUCAAAUAACAUUGAGGCGUUACAUGCACCGGUCGAAAAUUCGACAAGAAAACCGAGCGCAAAACCUAGCUUUUCACCGAAGACGAAUUCCAAAUCAAAACACGAUGAGCCCUGGGGUUCUUCAAACCGACUGAUCAUGCCAAAGCCUCCUGCUAACUGCAUUUGGUCUCAGAAUCCCGACAACCUCCCUAUUGUGGAUGUAGUUUUAGAAUCAAAGUUUGCUUCACGUCUACAGCCGCAUCAAUGUGAAGGUAUUAUUUUCUUGUAUAAAUGUUUAAUGGGAUUUCAACCGUAUGUUGCUUUGAAUGAAUCUGAUGCACAAAGUACUUAUGGAUGUAUUUUAGCGGAUGAAAUGGGUCUUGGUAAGACAGUUCAAGCCAUUGCCACUAUUUGGUUAUUAAUUAGACAAGGACCGUAUGGAGGUAGACCGGUUAUUCGACGUUGCCUUAUUGUAACUCCGGGUACACUUAUUCAGAAUUGGCUAAAGGAAUUCUCCAAAUGGUUAGGUCGUGAACAGUUACCCGUAUAUUGUGUAGAUCAAAAUCAUUCUGUUAAAAACUAUCUAACAAUGUCCAGUGAUGCACCACAAGUCAUUCUUAUGUCGUACGAAAUGUUUCUACAACAUACUAGUGAAAUCUAUGAAAUUUCCGACUUGGAUAUGGUUGUAUGUGAUGAAGGGCAUAGAUUAAAAAAUUCCAACAUCAAUACAACUAUGGCACUUUGUCGACUACGUGCACGUAGACGUUUACUAUUAACUGGGACUCCAUUACAAAAUCAUUUGAAUGAAUUAUGGUCAUUGGCUAAUUUCUGUGUACCAGGACGUUUAACUUCAAGUUUAGAAGAGUUUCGUCGUCAAUUUGUUAUUCCAUUAUUAAAUAAUCGUAACUUAGUACGAAAUGUUAAAGUCAAUCUUCACAAUGCUACCAAUGAUGAUGAUGAUGUUUGUGAUUCUUGGAAUUAUACAGACUAUGAAAAGAACAGUGAUGAUUUAGAAAGUCCAUCAGCCAAAUUAUUCAGACUAUUGAACAGUUUCUUUUUAAGACGUACAUGUGAUGUCAUUGCACCAAAACUAACAGAUAAAACUGAACAUGUUUUGUUUUGUCGUCCGAGUAAACUGCAAACUGAUUUGGAGGCUAUACUUACACAGUGGAUGAAUAAUGAAUUUAAUUUAAAUCGAAGUGAAUCUCUUAAAUUAUUCUCAUGUGAUGAUGAUUGUGAAGAUUUUGUUGAAUCUGAAGAAGGCGUGUCGUCAUCACGUUCAAAACAUCAUAGUUCCAUUUUGUCAGUUAUAACAGCGUUUCGAAAACUUCACAAUCAUCCAUAUCUAUUAAGAAAUUAUUUAAUACAGUCUAAUUCUAUCCAAAAUCAAUCAGCUGAUCGUCUACCCGCAAAACUGACCACAGAUUUACUGCAUUUGUUAAAUUCUGAACCUUCAAUAGUUGCACAAGAUCUCUGUUAUACAAAUCUGAAUGAAUUUGUUCAAUUAUCUGGAAAGUUCCAUGUUCUUUAUAUUAUGUUAAAACGACUAUUUGACAAAGAACUAUCAUCUUCGUCCAAAUCAAAUAGUAAUACAGAAAAUGUUCAGAAAAAACCUCGACUUUCUAACAGUAGUAGUAAAAAUAGUUUACAUACUAAUGAUCGUCUUGUAUUAGUUUCCAAUUUUACUCAGACACUUAAUCUUUUGGAGAAAUUAUGUAAUCUAGUCACUGGACAACCAUCUCUUCGAUUAGAUGGACAGACAACGAAUAAACAACGCGCUGAAGUUGUUCAGAGAAUCAAUGAUCCAAAAUCUCAUGAUCGUAUAUUAUUGCUUAGUUCACGUGCUGGUGGAGUGGGUUUAAAUUUAAUUGGUGCCAAUUACCUAAUUUUAUUCGAUAUGGAUUGGAAUCCAGCAAAUGAUGCACAAGCUAUGGCUCGUAUUUGGCGUCCGGGACAGUCUAGAUCGGUUAAUUUAUACCGGUUAGUAACAGCAAGUGGUAUGGAAGAACGAAUAUUUCAACGACAAGCAGCUAAAUUAGCUUUAACCAGUCAAACAUUAGUCAAUACAUCAAUGUAUAAUGAAAAUCUUUCGAAAUUUGUUGAGAAAAAAAACGAACCUGAUAAAAAUCUUGGAAUUCUUACUCGCGAUGAAUUGAAAGAAUUAUUUCUUCUGCCCAAUACAUCGACAGGAUCAUGGACUCAUGAACUUAUUCAGUGUAAUUGUCAUCAAUCUUUGGAUGAUAAAUCUUUAACCCCAAGUCCUUCUAUUUCAUCAUCAUCAGACAUUGAAACAUAUGAUUCUGCCGAUCAAAAUGUAGCGAAGACCUUUAUGGAUUAUUCUCAUGAACUUGAUGAUAAAGAGGACAGGAAAGAUAUGGAAUCAUCAGAACACAAUACUGGUAUUACCAAUGAUGAGGAUGAAAAUGAUGAAUAUUUCAAUGUUAGAAUAUUUCAAUUAGGACCUACAAAUUCAUGUAUUACUGACAGUUUGAAAUCACCCAAAUCCCAAUUCACCUAUUUGAAACAACAGUCAUCUUCAAUAUCAACAACAACUUCCAAGUUGCCAUCAUCUGAUUCACUUGGUUUUCUAUUGAAUUGGAAACAUUCUUUCUCAUCUGAACAAAUAGAUCAGUUGAAUGAUCGACUUUUAAUAACACAUCAAUCAGAUCCUAUGAAAUCUUUAAUAAACUGUAUAUUUACAUUAAAUUCAAAAGUAUCUUAGGUAUUCUUUUUGAAUUAUCUUCAUUAUGUCCAUUAAUUUGCUCAUCUCUCUUCAUGCAUUUCUUGCAUAACGACUUGAGUGUAUUUAUAAACAGUCCUAUUUAUAAUGUAUUUCAUUAAGUAUUUUUUUUUGUACUGAGGAAGAUGUUCAAUAAAAUACAUAUUGUCUUUCAAUAAAUGAAAA
This is a messenger RNA of Schistosoma rodhaini, 5999 nucleotides long. Lineage: Eukaryota; Metazoa; Platyhelminthes; Trematoda; Strigeidida; Schistosomatidae. The record is from the annotation of a GenBank genome assembly.